AUGGACCAACAGCAACUCGAUGAUUGGCAGUUUCCGCUUUGGAGUGAAGAAGAAAUAGAUGCAUCCUACUUUGAGAAAUUCCUGGCUACAGACGUAACACAAGAUGCGACCCUUGCCACAUCCAUGCCGCCCGACACGUUCGGCAUCAACUCCCGGGCGAGUAACAUGAACUACGAGGAUCUCUUUGCAGGGAACAAAUUAGGGUCAUCAAGCAAUACCUCUUCGGGAAGCUAUCCAACGGAUUUCACCACCAAGCAGGCAGUCGAAGGCUACCGACACAUACCUGUACCACGACAACACACGCUUCCUCGUCGUCGCAGCAAGUACAUGAUACGGACAUCAAUAGGAACAUCUAGUCCCAUUGCCAUACCAAUCAGCCCCCAAUAUGAAAACGAACAAGAGCAAUCUUUAACGAUGCAGCGAUGGCGCAAUUCGCCACCUGAAGAUGAGGCGGCAUCUUUCACCGCUAUAUGCGACGCUCUCGAUGGCCGGCCCGUAGCUAUAGCACCGAGGAUCAGUCGUUCUUCAAGUCACAAUGCUUUCCGAAAGUACCGAGGCCCAUCAUCAACAACUAGUCUUGACAGUGCAGCGAGUGAAUCUUCGCUGCGAUCGGCCAAUUCAAGUCAUUCUGCUACAUCGCAAACUAGACGCCGCAGUCAAGCUAGUAGGACACGUACAAAGGGCAAGGCCAAGAUCAAGAAUGCAGAUGACCCAAACCGUAUUUUCAAAUGUACAUUUUGUUGCGAUACAUUCAAAACCAAGUAUGAUUGGACACGGCAUGAGAAGUCACUACAUCUGAACAUGGAGGAGUGGGUGUGUACGCCGCAUGGAGCUUCUGUCGUGCUGCCUCUGACUGGCAGAGUUCAUUGUGCAUACUGCAGUGCCCUUGACCCAACCCCUACCCACUUGCAGCAGCAUAACCACGAGGCUUGUGAUGACGGCAGAUCUACGCCUCGUAUAUUUCGCCGAAAGGACCACCUUGUUCAACACCUCCGCCUCGUCCAUGGACUAGAUACCCUUCCUCUUAUUGAUGAUUGGAGGCUCGAGUCAGGUCCCAUAACGUCUCGCUGCGGCAUUUGCGAUACCAUCUUGAGAAGCUGGGAUGAAAGGGCAGAUCACUUGGCAGCGCACUUCCGCGAAGGAAAGACGAUGGACGAUUGGACAGGCGAACACGGUUUUGAGCCUGCUGUGUCUGCUCGCGUCCUUAACGCAUUCCCACCUUAUCUUAUUGCAGAUCAAGCAAAAACAGUAGUCCCUUUCUCCGCGACGAAUCCAGGCUCAAUUGACCACACCAAGCAAUUUAUCUCGCAUCUGCAAUUAGAGGAAGCAGCGUCCGUAUUUGCCCCGGAGGAUUCACCAUUUCAGGACCAGCAGGACUUGAGCGACUCUCUGGCUGCGCUUCGAACAAUGCCAUCUCUACACAACAACUAUGAUUUUGCUACAGUGCUUACCCACCAUCUCAGCCGCUUCGCGAGACAGCAGAUGCUUUUGGGUAUCAUUCCUACUGACGAGAUGUUUCAACGAGAAUCAAGAAGGCUUUUUUACCAGGACGGAGAUGACGGAUGGAACCAGACUUUAGCUGACCAUCCAGGUUGGCUACAGGAUUUCCGUCAGCAAGGCGGAUUUAUGUGA
Molecule: messenger RNA, 1632 nt
Organism: Bipolaris oryzae ATCC 44560
Lineage: Eukaryota; Fungi; Ascomycota; Dothideomycetes; Pleosporales; Pleosporaceae
Exons: 1
Coding region: 1-1632 (543 amino acids)
Source: RefSeq, a predicted model, not a curated record